AUGUUAUCACUUUUACUAACAUUUCUCUAUUCUAAUCAGGCGCUAGAUGGACCACAUCAUUAUCAGAUCGCAAACCACGGCGGUUUGAUUGUCGCAAUACCAGCCGAUAUUCUCUGGCCCGAGGUCCUUCGCUUCAGUACUGAUGCCGGACUCUGUUGGCAUAGCGUACCACUCCACUCAAUAGGCAACUCUGUGUUUCCAGAUAUAAGACCGAAUUAUAGUUCCGAUCAAGGUCAUAAUACACUUUCAGAAUGGCCUAGUUAUAACUUCUCAGGCUUAGAAGAUACUGGUCAGAUGCAGCCUUUUGACUCAUCACGAGGAGAAUUCCCUACACAUUCAAGCUUCGAGUCUACGAACCCUAUAAACUUGUCCGAUAGUUCGUUUCUUGCAACCUUACCAUUUCUGGCCCCGAGGGAAGCCUUAUCAUCCAGGACUCACCGAGGCUCGACUAUCGAAGGGUUCAAGGAGAGUAGGCCUGGAUUGGUAACAGUUAAUCCCACGGAAUUUAACCUUCCUUCUCAAAGUCGGCUAGUCGGGCACGCAGAGGGAGAUGAAACAGUCGUCUUCACAGGGCUUGUUACUGAACCGGGUGGUAAAGCAAUGGCAGUGGCUGUUUAUGGCUAUGGGGCAGCUACACAACGGUGGCGUGUCGCUGUCAUAGACUUAAUUGGCAACGAAAUGGUGACUCGAAAUUGUAAUUGA
Protopolystoma xenopodis is the source of this 702-nucleotide messenger RNA. Lineage: Eukaryota; Metazoa; Platyhelminthes; Monogenea; Polystomatidea; Polystomatidae. The record is from the annotation of a GenBank genome assembly.